Molecule: messenger RNA, 4524 nt
Organism: Brienomyrus brachyistius
Lineage: Eukaryota; Metazoa; Chordata; Actinopteri; Osteoglossiformes; Mormyridae
Gene: llgl1
Product: LLGL scribble cell polarity complex component 1
Exons: 23
Coding region: 1048-4155 (1035 amino acids)
Biological process (GO): regulation of protein secretion; regulation of Notch signaling pathway; regulation of establishment or maintenance of cell polarity
Cellular component (GO): plasma membrane; cortical actin cytoskeleton; cytoplasm
Molecular function (GO): myosin II binding; GTPase activator activity
Source: RefSeq, a predicted model, not a curated record
AUAAGACUCGUUAAUAAGACUUUCGUUAGUUAAAUUACAGUUAAAGUAAAGCAAGUCAAAGGUGACUAAUACCCAAUGGAAGAAGCCGCGGCAAAAUGUAUUGCGUCGGUGAUUUACUCUGCCCGCAAGGGGGCAAUGGAAGGUAAAUAGCCAAGAAUGCACAGGAUAAAUACAUUUCCAGGGUAGUGGAGUAUGCAUAGCUAUUGGAUCUCGUAAACAUGGUCUCUUAAGAAAGUCAGCAUUAAAUGUAAAAACUACAGAAAACGUAACAAUCUUAUGUAUUACGUAUUGUAAACAGAAAACUGAUGCCGAAUGGUCCGUUUAAAUGCCCGCCAUUAACAAUAAUAGUAUUCUCUUUUUACAUUUAGUCGUAUAAUAAAUAGUUGGAUCCUGCUUUACAAUUCUGGCAUGCACCAGGAGUGGCUCGAUAAUCGGCUUAAAAAACGCGUCGACGAUACUCAUAGUUAAUCAUCUUUUAGCUCUCACCGCACCCAAAUCUUUCGGCGUUGAACGAUCAGCUACAAAAAUAUAAUGCUAUCCUGCCGUUCUGCUUUAUUAGCCUAAAAAGACUUUGUUUUUUAAUCUAUGCACAUUAAAGGGCAAGUGCAGGUCAUUUAAAAAGCAGAACGCAAACCGCAGUUUCUGCAGGAUUGAACCCAAAGUGGGUGCACCUAUAUCAUGCAAUCCUCUGCACUGUUUCUUCUUAUCCAUUUUGCAGGACAUUAUUUUUCCCCCAAAUGUAAUUGAUUCAGUCCAAGGAUGUCGAAACUGUAAAUGUGCCCAGGGCUGUAAUUCUUGCGUUUAUGAACUCAUCCUGACCGUAGGCGUGGUUAGGUCGCCGUGGUCGUGUUCCCCGGCUUCUCACUGGCUUCCAUUUGCGUGUCCUCCUGACUUCAUUGGACAGUGGGGUGCAGCUUUGGGUGAAUUCGGAAAAGUGAGGGGACCCUAUCUUACGUUCUGUUCUGCGUUUAAUCGGACCGAGAGUCAUUCCCAUCUUGGUCUUUUUUCCCUUCCUUCCUUUUUGCUGCGUUUUUGCAGGUUUUCAAUAUGAUGAAGUUUAGGUUCAAACGGCAAGGGAACGAUACCCAGCGAGAAAAAGCGAAACAGGAUGUCUUUGCGUUUAACAAGCAGACAGUUGAGCACGGGUUUCCAAGUCAACCCAGUGCCCUGGCUUAUGACCCCAUCUUACGACUCAUGGCUAUUGGUACAAAGUCCGGAGCAGUAAAAAUAUAUGGUUCACCAGGGGUGGAGUUUGGGGGCCGCCAUGUCCCGGGGGGUGCGGUUACACAGAUGCACUUUCUCCUUGGACAGGGCCGGCUCCUCUGCCUGCUGGACAAGAACACGCUGCACCUUUGGGAGAUUAGCCCAGGAGACAAGGGCUCAUCCCUGGAUAAGACCCUCAGCAUCACUCUUCCUGGGCGACCAGGUGUUGAGGGUGUCAGGGCCUCCCGUGUGACCACAUUGCUGCCAACACGUCGCUGCGACCUUCUGUGCAUGGGCACGGAGGGCGGGGCUGUCCGCACCCUGGCAUUGCCCAGCCUGGCUGCACUGGAGGCACGGAUGCUGCUCCAGGACCAGGUCCUGCAGAGGCGAGUCUCUGGUGUACCCGAUGAGUACAAAUGUGGCAGGUCCUUGGGGCCUGUGGAAUCCCUUCAAGAGCACCCACGAUAUCCUGGGAAGAUCCUCAUUGGUUACAGCAGAGGUCUGGUGGUGCUGUGGGACCUGAACACAUGGCAGUUGGAUGCUCUCUUUCUAGGGAACCAGUCACUGGAGAGCCUGUCCUGGGAACGAAGUGGCAGGAACUUCGUCAGCUCGCACAGCAACGGCAGCUAUGUAUUGUGGGCCGUCGGUGGCAGCAGAUGUCCUCCUGUGUGCCGGCCCAUGUCCUGUACCAGGCCAUACGGCCCCAGCCCAUGCAAAGCCAUCAGCAAGAUCCUCUGGAGGACGUCAGAGUCAGGAAUUCCCCUAGUUCUCUUCAGUGGUGGGAUGUCCCGCGCCAGCUACGGAGACCGCCAUUGUCUGACAGUGACGCAGGGGGACACUCAAGUUGCUCUAGACUUCACGUCCCGCAUCAUCGACUUCUUCACUGUUCACCACACAGAAGAUGGAGACAGGUUCGAUGACCCGACUGCUUUGGUGGUCCUGCUAGAGGAAGAGUUGAUUGCAUUUGACCUCCAGACCACUGGGUGGCCCGUGAUCCCAUCACCAUACCUCGCUUCACUGCAUUCUUCUGCCAUCACCUGCUCUUACCACGUGUCUAACGUGCCGCGUGAGCUGUGGCAGAGGGUGGCUGCCGCCGGCCGGCUCCAGUCUCCAUCGCAGACCGCCGCAAAAUGGCCAAUCAGCGGAGGGAACAGCUUCGCCUCUGCACCGAAGCAGAAAGACCUGCUGCUCACAGGUCAUGAGGAUGGCACUGUGCGUUUCUGGGAUGCCUCGGGGAUGUCUCUCACCCCCCUGUACAAACUGAGCACCGCCAGCGUCUUCCAGACAGACGGUGACCAUAGCAACAGCUCGGCUCAGGAGGAGGAGUGGCCCCCCUUCAGGAAGGUUGGGUUGUUUGAUCCAUACAGCGAUGACCCCAGACUUGGUGUGCAGAAGAUCUCUCUAUGUAAAUAUAGCGGCAGGCUUGUUCUGGCUGGUACAGCGGGGCAGGUCCUGGUCAUGUGCCUGAAUGAGGAGUGGUCUGAUCAUGUGAUCAGCAGUUCUGUCAUAGACCUGCUUCAAGACAGGAAGGGUUUUACCUGGAAGGGUCAUGACCAGCUCGACCCAAAGGCUGGCCGAAUCCGCUUCAUGCCUGGCUUCCAGCCUGUGGUUCUGGUGCAGUGCAUCCCGCCAGCAUCCAUCACAACGGUAGCUCUGCACGCAGAGUGGAACCUGGUCGCCUUUGGCACAAGCCAUGGUUUUGGCCUAUUCGACUACCAUUUUCGUUGCCCCGUUCUGGCGAGGUGCACAUUGCAUCCCAUGGACACCAUAGCGAUGGAGGGACCACUGUCCCGCAUCAAGUCCCUCAAGAAGUCCCUGCACCAGUCUUUCCGGAGGAUCCGUAAGAGCCGCCUCUGUGGGCAGAGUCGGCUGCUUGUCCAGGGUCUGGCUGGCAAGGAAUCUAGCAAACAGCUGGGAGAGCAAGGGGACUCGCGUGAUGCGGACGUGGCUCCGGUACAGCGGCGGAUUGAGGCCCGUUCCGCUGAGGACUCUCUCUCCGGUGUGGUGCGAUGCCUGUGCUUCGCGGACACCUACCUGAGAGACGCGGCUCAGCACGGACCUACGCUGUGGGCAGGCACAAACGCAGGCUGCGUCUUCGCCUACGCCUUGAAGGUACCCCUGCGGUCCGGCUCCUGGGGCGGGGCUGUGGAAGCCAUCCUGAGCAAAGAGAUCCAGCUGACGCACCGGGCCCCUGUUGUGGGCGUGGCCGUGCUGGACGGGCAGGGCAACCCACUGCCGGAGCCCUACCAGGCUUCGUGGGAUCUGGCCACAUCCCUUGAUGUGCAGGCCAGCCACUCUGUCCUCAUUGCCUCUGAAGAACAGAUAAAGGUGUUCUCCCUCCCCAAGAUAACGAUGAAGGCCAAGCUGAAGCUGACGGCGAAUGAGGGCUGCCGCAUCCGCAAGGUGGCACUAGUGAGCCUGGCCGGGAGCCAUGCCCUGCUGUGCCUCACCAACCUGGGCGACGUGCAGGCCUUCAGCGUGCCCGGGCUACGCCCCCAGGGCCGAGAGAACUGCAUCCACAGGGAGGAUGUUAGUGGCAUGGCCUCCUGCGUGUUCACCAAGACCGGCCAGGGUUUCUACCUAAUUUCCCCAUCUGAGUUUGAGCGGUUCUCCCUGUCGAAAUGCCAAGUUUCCUCCUCGCUCUGUUCUGUGGAGGUGCAGCGGAACAGCCAGACCGCUGUGCCAAGCACGCCACCCUGGCGGAGUGGGACACCCUCAGCCUCGUCCACUGGGGGACCCCCCUCUUUGGGAGGACAGGAUGGGGUCCGAAUCUCCCCUGGCUUCAGCUGUGGUGACAUCGUGAUGGACACCACCGGGGACCUCACAGUUGAGGACGUCAAAGACUUCUUGGCGUCGGUAGAUGAAAUGGAGAACAACUUGAGGAACAGGUCUACAAAUGACUGGCAUUCGGCUGGAAUCCUCAUCAACGGAACCGUGUGGAAUGUUCUGUGAAGACAUCUGCCUGACAGCAGGUCUUGCUGAGUGAUGGAAGGAGCUUGUCACCCCCAAAAGCCCGAGGAAGAUAGUCACAAACAGGCAGUAUUUAUUUCCAUGCUUAGCAUUUAUUUGGGUGAGUGGUCCAGUGGAAAUGCCCUGCCUCUCUCAGCACCUCCAUCCAAUUAUCUGGCUUCCAGGGCUCAUUCAUGAGCCAAUCGGAACGGAGGAUUCUCUGGAACCAGGGGAAUAUUGUUGUACUGUGGCACUUAAACUGUAAAGGUUUGUCAUGCUGACAUUGAUUUGCUUUUAAACAUAUUUUUCUUUUUCUAUGUUGUGAAAUUACAAGCUAAUAACCAGUUUUUAAUAAAUAUUAAUAGUAUCCCA